AUGACAUAUCCGACAUUACAUAACAUAAGAGAUUCGGACACCGAUGACAUAACGGCCGAUAAUUUUAUGUGCCGUUUGGACAAUGGAGUGAUUGGUUUGAUAAGACACUCAUCGGCUCCGACGACUAAAUGCUGGGAAAAUGCAAAAUCGCAAUCGUUUUACGCGCGCGACAAUGUCUCCAAUUUCAUCAAAUGGUGUCGAAAGUUUGGGGUCAGGGAUGCCGUACUCUUCGAGAGCGAAGACCUGGUCUCUCACGUCAACCCACGCAAUGUAGUGCUAUGUCUAUUAGAAAUCGCACGAAUCGCGUGCACUAAACACUCGUUCAGUCCGGCGCCCGGUUUAGUACAGUUUGAACAAGAAAUCGAUGAAUUGGAAAACGAGACCAUCGAUGGCUGGUCUGUGUCCUCGCUGUCCAACGAAUGCAAUAUUAGCUACAGAGGAGAAGUGACAGCUGCCGGUCCCUCCAAUGCCCGGAUGGCAUCUGUUUCCUCUCUCAAUAGCAGCGACUCCUCCAACAGUACAAACACAUCGACCACUACUCCAACCAAACUCACGUCUGAAUUGGAUCACAAGUUUCAAUUACAGUAA
Molecule: messenger RNA, 588 nt
Organism: Medioppia subpectinata
Lineage: Eukaryota; Metazoa; Arthropoda; Arachnida; Sarcoptiformes; Oppiidae
Source: the annotation of a GenBank genome assembly